GCCAGACUCAGAACGUUGGUAGGCUUCACAGCACGCGCUUCUUCUGGAUGCGAGCCUUGGAGAAACGGGAUCAAUAAAUAACAUUUUUUUCUGUGUUUUUGGUGUUUGUAAACCGUCUUUUUGCGCAGACGGAUCCGCGCUGCUGGACACGUUCACCCCGGAUCUUUUACAGCUACACCCCACCAACAUCCUCUAAGGCAUCGAAAGAGAUGACCCAUCAUUGUCAUGGUUAACCAUCCUCCCAGUGACCUGCCAUUUUUCUUCCAAACCUGUCGCCUUCUUACUUUGCUCCCAUCCAAUCAGCUGUGGAGAUGCACGUCAUGGGAAGCGUCUCCCCAGCCAAUGAGAGAGAAGGUUUUUCCUUCCGAGAGGAGGAUGUAGCCAUUGCCGUGGCAAUGCCACCACCUUGUCCUCCAAGUUUUUCUGACAUCAGAGAAAAUGGUUCAAAACUGAAUGAGCCUCCCCAUCCUCCUCCACCUCCUCCUCUUCCCCCACCUCCUCCCCCUCCUCCGCUGCCCCUGACAUCAGGUGCCCCUUCAUUAGGCCUGAAGAAGAGGAACAGUGUGAGGAGAUUCUUCUGGAAAAAGAUACCAGAGGAGAAGGUGAGAGGGCAUGCCAACCUUUGGAAUCAGGGCCAAAGGCAGCAGCAUUUCCAGAUCGAUGCCCAGAAAAUUGAGGAGCUGUUUGGUCAAAUCGAAGGUCAAACAGAUGCCACGGGCGUGCUCCACCAAGGAGGAAGGAACAGGAAUUCAUUUAGAGAAACCAAAGAGGCCUCCAUUCUGAACUCAAAACGGGAGAUGAACAUCGCCAUUUUCCUCAAACAGUCCAAGAGGUCCAAUCAGGCGAUAGUAGAUGAUAUUCGCCAUGGCAACAGUGACUCCUUUGGGUUGGAGCCUCUUAAACAGCUGCUGAAGCUACUGCCAGAGACAGAAGAGGUGGAAAAGCUGAAUUCGUACACAGGCGACAUCUCCAAGCUCCAGCUGGCCGACUCCUUUGUGCUCCUGCUGAUUCAGGUGCCCAGUUACUCAGUCCGCAUCGAGGCCAUGCUGUUGAAGAAGGAGUUUUCUGGUUCCUAUGAGGCCAUCAAACAGAACAUCAAGCUCUUUCGCUCUGCCACCAAAGAGUUAAUGUGCUGUGAGGAGCUCCAUGCUGUUCUCCACUUGGUGCUGCAGGCCGGAAACAUCCUCAAUGAUGGUGGUUACGCAGGAAACGCUGUUGGCUUUAAGUUGUCGUCUCUUCUAACUCUGGCCGACACAAGGGCCAACAAGCCGGGCAUGAACCUGCUGCACUUUGUCGCCCUGGAAGCUCAGAAAAAAGAUGAGAAGCUGCUGACGUUUCCUCUCAAGCUGAGUGACGUCCAGGCCGCAUCCAGGAUCUCUUUGGAAACGGUGGAUACUGAGCUGCAAUUACUUACAUCUCGCGCACACUCUGUAGAGGAGAGCAUCCAGAAAGACACAGAGCUGCUGCAGCAGAUGGACUGCUUCCUUCAGAGCACCAUGUCAUCUCUGUCCUCGCUGCGGGUCAGUCGGGAGCUGCUGAAGAAGGAAAGCAGUGAGCUGAUUGACUUCUUCUGCGAAGACAGCGAGACUUUCAGACUGGAUGACUGCUUCAGCAUCAUCCACACCUUCUGCACCAGAUUUUCUAGUGCUGUUCAAGAAAACAUAGAGAGGGAGGCAAGGGAGGCUGCUCGUCGGCAGAGAAUGCAGGAAGAGGAUCAGAAGAGGCAUUCGUGGCCUGGUGGCGAGGAGGUGGAAGAAGCAUUAGCCUUGCGCUGCAGUAGCGAGACGGACAUCGUGUCGCAAGAUGAUGAUGCCGAGUCCCUGCUCUCCUCUCUUCUAAGUAGUUCACCCAAUCCUCGAGCAUGGUCGCGGAGCCACAUAAGCCAACACCGAACCCGAACCUCUCCAUCCUGUGCAGCAUCUGUUGCUGCCGAGCAUGACCUCAGUAAGUUACUGGGAAUGACAACCGACCCCAUAGCUCCUCAGCGAAGAGGAAGCGGAGAUGCAAUGAAAGCUUUCCCAUCGGCCUCACCUAAACUUCAGCUUCGUUCAGGACUCUCUUCAGCUAAGGCCUCAACUCAAAGGCAAAUAGAAUCACAAAGCCUCUCAGUACAUUCCAAGACCUCCUUUUCUAGCCAAGAAAACACAAACCGUACCACCCCCACGUACCGCAGCAAGGACAAUGCUCAGACUCUAGUAAACGAUGUCAAUAUUGCAAAUACAGUAAUAGAUUCAAACCAGCAAUCUGACAACAGCAACAAUGAAAAUAAUGAUCAGGUGUUUAGUAGCCAGAUGGCUGACACUGAUGAAGACAGUGAACACAACACAGCUGUUAAAGAAAGCAUAUCUGUGUUUAUAAAGGAAAAUACACUGGUGCCUAAGCUUAAAACUUUUGAUGAGGUCACCAGUCUGACCAACAAUAAUGAAGCUCAUUGCAUCAGUCGUCACAUGGAGGACUUGGUAAUCACAGAUUUGGAAGAAGAGGGAGUGGACGAAUCCCAAGAGCAGAAGCUGGAAAGUAAAUCCGAAGAGACUGGGAAUGCAGAGAAACCAGUUGUGAUGAGGUCUUCAUCACAAGGAGAGGAAAAUGAGGAACAAGAAGACAUGGCGAUUGCAUGGUGUGUGACAGGUGUAUGUGAGGCCACUGGUGAAAACACACAAGCACAAACAGCGAUGGAUCAGCAUGGGGGUGACAGUCAGGGAGGAUACCAGCAAACUUCCUCUUUCCAAGCCAAUCACAAGCCUGACAAGACAAACAAGACGACCUCUCGGACAUCCACUGAUGGAAAAGCAAAACCUUCAGCUUCAUCCAAACUAUCUACAAAAAACCUCCCUACCUCUAAACAUGGGAUGAAAACAUUAAUCCCAAACAUCACCUCUUCAGUUAGCAGAUCCAGGUCAAUUCGAACCCUAACCCAGUCUGAGAGCCAGAGUUUGAGGCGAGUUGUGCCCAUCAGGACCAGCCGAGGUUCUCCAUUCAUAACCAAACAUCCUGAAAAGUCUGCAGCCCUCAUUCGAAGCUCCUCCAGAACUCCGGUGCCCACCGGUCUGACUCCUCCCCACCUCAACAGCACCUCUUACCAACAACGAGACAGACCAGCACCUUCCUCCUUAUCCCAACGAUCUGGCCCCGACUCCAAAGAAUUGAGAGACCAGAAGGUUUCGACCAUUCAGGGAUCUGUUCGAGAUCAGAACCAAGGCUUGCAAAGAAAGCUGUCAAUCCGGAAGCCUGGAACAAAACCUGAAACUCAAACAGAAGAAAAAUUAUGUGUCUCCAAGCUGUCUGCACUUAAUCAAGGUGGACAAGGAGGUAGCGUGAGUGCUCCUGUUACUCCUUUGCACAAAACCAAAAUGCCCUCACCACGUUUUGCUCGGAAUACUGCAUCAUCGUCUUUCAGACGAUCCCACAUCAUCCUUGAUCCUUCUUGUUCACCUAUUAGUGGUUCCCCUAAAUCUUCCAGAAAAGAUUCCUCUGCUGUCCCCUCAACUUCUGCCUCUUCGACUUCUACCAGACCAGAGUCCCCAAGACCCAAAACCACAUCACCAGAUCUCCUCAGCGUUUCCUCCUCGUCUCCACUGAGGAGGUCUCAGAGUAUUCGGUCAUCUACUCUGUCACUGAUCCACAACUCGCUGCCUUUCUCUAAAGGUCGCCACCGAAGCGAUAGCGGCAGCUUCUCUGACAAGUCCACUCAUUCCAAGGACGUGGUCAAAGCCACAAAGCCAAGCUGGAGAUAAGAGCACACGUUUGAACAUGACAUCUGGGUGAAGUCUCCUUAUCCCCCCCUUACUGGAGCUGAAAUAAAAGUCAGACUCUUUCCAAUGUGAACUGUGGAUUCCUGGAUUUGAGGAGUCUUGGGAAAAGGAUCCUAUAUUCCAGCCUAAAACCUAACUUCCUUCAGGUUUGAAGCUUCAUUGUGGUUGAAUAAUUUGUGUGCACUGCAUUUAAACUUACACUUUUUUUCCUGGUAAAUGGAUGCAUUGAUCAAAUCACUACUUUAUGUACCCUAUGUACCUAUGUACCUACCUUGUACUUGAAGUGCUCAUAAAUGAUGAGAAUAUUUGAUCCAAGUAAAUGUUGAGGUUGAUUUCCAAUAUAACAAUAAAGUAAAGACACUUAGAUCCUCAGGAAAUGCUGCAUUUUAGCUAAAUCUUUCUCAGAGUUUUCACAAAACAGCUGGUGGCUUAUUAUUUGCCUUUAAGACAUUUUCUCUACGUGGACAUUGGAUUAUGUCUUGAAAAGCACAUUUAGCUUCACUGGUUCCCCCACGUGCAGUAAAUGUUAGUAUUUUUGUAAUGCUUUUUAUGAAAACUCUUGAAAAAAGAGCCUUAAGUAGCUACAAAACAGUCAGUUGUGUUUGGCAAGAUUUUGGUGAACAGGUGGUGUGUAGUGCUAGAUGUAGUGAUUAAAAUACUGAUCAUUUAGUAUGAAUUUUGUUUGGACUUUAAGGUUGGAUCAGGCGAAAAAGAAGAGAGGUUUGAAACCCAGGGAUUCAGUUUUUUGGUUUUUCUUAUUUAUUUUUUAAUAAAAAUAAUUUCAUAUCAUUUUAAAGGGAACUUUCAGUACAUUUCCUGUUAGAAACAGCCUAUUUCAAUCACAUUUUAAUCCAAUUCAACUCAUUUUAGUGUUAUAUAAUUAAUGAAAUGCCAAUUCAUGAAAUGUUGCUGAGCUAGCACUACUGAAGUUUGGCAGAUAUUCACACUGGUGCCCCCUAAAGACGGCUAAUCCAGCAAUAAUCUUGCAUCCAGGCUUUUCUCUGAGCUCUCACCAGCCUGUAAAAGUCAGUCCGAUGUUGACUCUUGUCUUUUCUCUUGCAUUGUCACUUUCUCUCUUGGCUUGGUCCAGCAUAAAUGUGAUGAUCUGUGGGUGUGUGGGGUCCUGUGCAGACAUCCAUUGACACACCAGUUUGAAAGGAUGAAUUAACUUGAUUCACACAGUAAAUACUGAUGAUGAUCAAUGCUUACAUUUACACAAACCAGUAGUAACCACACACGUAACUUGCAGAAUAAAAUAAAAUAAAAACACAGAGGCUAAAAAGAAACCCCAGCAUAAGAGACUGAUCAAUGUACUUAAAGGACAGAGUGUAAGUAGAAAGUAAAUAAGUGGAAAGUAAGUGAAGGUGUUAAGGUGGUGUUACACUGUGUGAUUUUAGCCAUAUUGUAAGCUCGUUUGAUUUAAGACUAGUGUUAUUGGCAGCAAUCAAAGAUUUGACCACGAUUCCUUCAUGUUUGCCAUCUUUUAUCUACAACAGCUGAAAAUUGCACAGUGUAUGAGAGUAGGGGUUCAAGGAAGAAAUGAAUCUAGCAGAAAUUCUUGUAGAGAGAACUUGAUAGCUGCAUUUCAGCAUAGCAUACACAUCUGAGUAUAAUCAGGCCCUAAGUUGAAGUGAUGCAUUAGCAUCCAUUAGCAUAAGAGCUAGUCUAUUGAGAAGCAAGAGUGAAAGAUUUAGUCAGAAAGGAAAUUAUUUUCAUGAGGAACACCAUCUAACCCACCCUUUAAUCCUGUCAGUGACCUCAAAAGAUGCUAAAUACCCUCAAAACGUAGUCUGUGUUAGCAUACACAGCUGAGUAUAAUCAGGCCCUUGAAGUGAUGCAUUAGCAUCCAUUAGCAUAAGAGCUAGUCUAUUGAGAAGCAAGUGUGGAAGGUUUACAGUCUGAAAGAAAAUUCUUUUCAUAAUAAACACUAUCUAAUCCUCCCCUUAGUCUUGUCAGUGGCAUUAAACGAUGCUAAAUACCCUCUAAACUCUGUCUUUGUUGGGCUGUUUUGAUGUGUUGCAUGGUUUACCUUUUAUCCUUUUUAAUCAAAGUGGUUCACAGCUGAUUUAACAAGGUUGGUGUUUCAGCACUGCUGCAAACAUGGCAGACUGUAGUAAACACAGUAGGCUUGUGAUAUUAAAAUGCCCAAGAAGAUUUAUAAAUGUUGCUGGAAUAGCUGUUUAUAGUUGAAAAUAACAAUUCUGAAUGCCACAUUUUUGCAGCACUCUCUUUGCAAAGCUGAUUCCUUGCCAGUAAAAACACAUUUCACACUCACAUUUCCCAACAAAUCCUACUCCACUUGAAGGUUAAAUGAUGAAAUACCCAUUUGAGAAGUAAGAAGAUCUUCAUGCAGGUCUGUGUUGAGGUCAAAGAGAGCGAUUUUCUGUCAACAGUGAAACAAAAGCUUGAAUAUGCAAAUAGUACCAAAUAGUACUUGUCCAGUGACUUUAAAUCCCUGUAUCUGUUUUUCUUUGGUUGUUUUAUUUUUUUAAGGGGGGUGUUUGUUUUUUGUGAUUCUCACCAUGCACUUUUAAUUUCACUAAGUAAACUGAAGUAUCUGAAAAUCUGGUUUGAUUAAGAGAAUUAAUAUAACAAUUAAUGAAUCUUUUUUAAUCUGUAUGAUUAUAAAAUAAGUUAUUAGUUUUGACUAAGAGGUGUUUUAAGCUCUGAUCUAAACCAACAGUGUGUGACUCGCUGGAAAAACUUUGUAGUGCCAACUUUAUGAUUUGAUGUAAAUAUAUUUGUAUAUAUAAUCUGUCUACUAAUCAAUAAAAUGAUACUCCUUUGACAUAAUGGAUUUAAAAGCUUGUCCGUAAAUGUCUUUUUCUUUUGUACUUUUUAGUGGAAGAUUCAGAAUUUUUCCUGAAAUGGUGACUCUAGAAAAUGUGCUUCCUAUUGAUGUUUUUCCAAGACUGAAAUACAAUAAGUAAUUAAAAAAUAAAAAACUGUAAAAUCUAAAAUAAGACAAAAUAAGACUAUAUUAAAUACAAGAAAUAAAUCACCUGAUUAAAAUUUUAGAUAGUAAAAUCAGGUCAAGCUGGGUCAAAAGCUAAUAAGAAGAGGUCGACUUUCAGUAGAUUUAAAAACGUGUAGGGUCCAUUGAAGGAGUGGUUUUUAAACUUUUUGAGCCAUGACCCCCAAGAUAAGAUACAUUGGCAUUCGCAACCAUCACCCCCACACCACAACUUAGUGAUCAUUGUGUGAUGUAUCAAAUGGGUCAUCCUGCAGCAUCCUCUAAAUGUAAGGCUGGAAAACUGUCAGAAUCUUCAUACAUAAUGAAGCCGAAGUGGUUUUUGGUGGUUCACCACAGUU
Messenger RNA from Melanotaenia boesemani (Boeseman's rainbowfish), 7064 nucleotides. RefSeq names its product FH2 domain-containing protein 1-like. The transcript has 14 exons. Bases 312 to 3734 code for a protein of 1140 amino acids. Lineage: Eukaryota; Metazoa; Chordata; Actinopteri; Atheriniformes; Melanotaeniidae. The record is from RefSeq and is a predicted model, not a curated record.